Cucumis melo (muskmelon) is the source of this 2047-nucleotide messenger RNA. Its product is annotated as tRNA (guanine(37)-N1)-methyltransferase 2. Gene Ontology annotation, biological process: tRNA N1-guanine methylation. The record is from RefSeq and is a predicted model, not a curated record. The transcript is spliced from 11 exons. The coding region runs from base 265 to 1740 and encodes 491 amino acids. NCBI's taxonomy places the organism in Eukaryota, Viridiplantae, Streptophyta, Magnoliopsida, Cucurbitales, Cucurbitaceae. Gene Ontology annotation, cellular component: cytoplasm.
ACGUCGUGUAGUGGUCUCCUAAUUUUAGCUUAAACCCUAGUCCUGUCGCCGCCGGUGGUCACAGCAGUCUCCGGCGACAGUUCCCGCUGUUAGUCUUCUACUACGGUGAAAAUCUCGAUUCUGAUUCUUUCUAUCCAGUGAAAAAAUCUCCGAAACCAUUACUCUACAUUGUUCUAUUCUGAUUUGAAUUUGUUUGUAUUGAAUUCGGUGUAAUUUUUGUUGUGUUAUUGAGUAUUGAGAAAAAUCGAACUUGUGAAUCGAUCAAUGUUGGACGAAAGCAAAUUCGACGUGCAUCUGAAUCUCUGGGCAUUAAGAAUUCCGAGGGAACUUUGUAAGGCCGCCAUUAAAAUACUGAACGGGUACUUAAUUGACAAGCCCCGGAUUAAACCUGUGACUGAAGAUCCAACAUGUGAUAAGAACCGUUAUGUUAUAUUAUCUGAAAAGGUUCAAACUCCAGAAUUAUCAGAAAUUCCAGAAAUGAAGCUUGAAGAAUUGAAAGGCUUAUGCAUGUUUGAACGAGUUCCUUAUUCACUAACCCUUGGAUAUUCAUAUUGGGGAGCAGAUCAUAUUCUCAAGAAGAUUUUGCCUCCUGAAGUGGAAGUGCCUUCAUCUUUUGAGACAAUAGGUCACGUUGCUCACCUGAAUAUACAUGACGAAUUGCUUCCAUAUAAGGAUGUUAUUGCAAAGGUUAUUUAUGAUAAAAAUUAUCCGAGGAUUAAAACAGUUGUAAAUAAAGUGGGUUCUAUAACAAAUGAGUUUCGGGUUCCAAAGUUUGAAAUACUGAAAGGAGAGAAUGAUAUGGUAACAGAAGUGAAGCAAUAUGGAGCGACAUUUAAGCUUGACUACAGUUUGGUCUACUGGAACUCAAGAUUGGAACAUGAACACAUAAGGCUGGUUUCACUCUUCCAACCAGGAGAGGUAAUUUGUGACAUGUUUGCUGGUAUUGGUCCUUUUGCAAUUCCAGCCGCCCAGAAAGAAUGUAUAGUAUAUGCCAAUGACUUGAAUCCAGACAGCGUCCGAUAUCUGAAGGUUAAUGCAGAAAUCAAUAAAGUUAGUGGUCGCGUUCAUGUGUACAAUUUGGAUGCUAGGAAAUUUAUUUCUCGAUUGAUGAUAGUUCCCCCUAAUGAAAGUAAUUCAGAAACUGUCACCUCAAUACUAAAAGCUUCUGAGGAAGGCAUUGGAGGGACCAAUCAAGAAUCACCGUUGGCAAAUGUUCAGGUGCAAGAAGUUCAAGAUAUUGAAAUUAGCAAUAAAUUUGUAGAACAUUCAAGGAGUGCUGAUAUAUCCGUUGCUGUUCUUAAAAGAUCCUCGGAAAGUUGUGAGAAUGAGAAAGACGACAGAAUUGCUGAUGAUGCUUCCACCCGUGUAGCCGGUAGGAGAAAUGGAAACGGAAAUAAGAGGAUGAAGGGGUCCACCAAUGUAUCUCAUGCUAGGACCUGGGAACACAUCGAUCAUGUGAUUAUGAACCUCCCUGCUUCUGCUUUACAUUUUCUUGAUGCAUUUAGAGGCUCAAUUAAGAAGAAAUACUGGAAGGGCUCCCUUCCUUGGAUUCACUGUUACUGCUUCAUGCGAGCAAAUGAAAAUCAAGAUUUUAUCAUUUCGGUGGCUGAGUCUGCCUUGAAUGCUAAUAUUCAAGACCCCAUUUUUCAUAGGGUCAGAGAUGUUGCACCAAACAAGGCUAUGUACUGUUUGAGCUUUAGGCUUCCGGAACAAUGUGUCAAUGAGGACACGACUAGCUAAAAAUCGAGUAAAACUUUUCUAUCUCUUGGGGCUUCAUUUUCCGAAUUUUUUUCCCAGAGAUUUUCUUGUUCUCACAUCAUCGUAAUUCAUGUUUGUUUCUCAUUUCUGAGAUGUACAAGGUAGACGUAUGAUAUGGUAGGCUAGCUCUUGGGUAUUUCAGUUCUAAAGUUGAGAUUGGUGUUUAGCUGCAAAAUGUGUUUGGAAAAUUUUCCAUAUUGGCUCGGUAUAAUUCAUAACUAAUCACUUGAAUUUGUAUAAAACAAAUGUCUCAUGUCCUAAGUUAUAACAAUAUCCCUUGAUAGACUUA